Molecule: messenger RNA, 3852 nt
Organism: Ostreococcus lucimarinus CCE9901
Lineage: Eukaryota; Viridiplantae; Chlorophyta; Mamiellophyceae; Mamiellales; Bathycoccaceae
Exons: 1
Coding region: 1-3852 (1283 amino acids)
Molecular function (GO): phosphatase binding
Source: RefSeq, a predicted model, not a curated record
AUGGGCGCGCUGAACGCGCGAACGCUGGCGACGCUCGCGCGAACGGGAUCGCGACCGACGUCGCCGAGCGCGCGCGAACGACGCGCGGGAACGGCGACGGAGUCGAGGGCGAGCGAGACGCUGGAGAUUCCAACGCGAGAGGUGGAUUACGGACGCGGCGGCGCGGGAAGGACGGGAUUGAAACCGGGAGACGUCGUGGCGCUCGUGACGCCGGAGGAGGGAUACCCGUACGCGUGCGUGAGCGAAAUCGACGAGGCGCGAGAUGGAGAGCGACGGUAUCGAUACGCGAUCGAUGCGGGAGGGAAGGGCGGGAACGCGGCGCUGCGGGAACGCGCGGAGACGCAGUUGGAGGUGUUGCAACAUAACGGGUUCGUUGGGUUUCGAAGCGCGUUCGCGAGAGAUCGAUUGUUGCAAGCGACGCGACACGCGAGAAAUCGGUUGGGGUUCGUGAGCGCGAAUUUCGGGACGUGGGAGGAGUGGAUUUUGGACGAGGAGGAGAAGAGAAAGUUGAACGACGGCGCGUGGACGCGUUGCGAGGUGACGCUGAAGCAUCGGCGGUUGGAUGCGUAUAGACUCAGAGUGACGAUGGUGAGGGUCGGCCGCAUCGUCGGUGCGGGCGUAGGAGAUGGCGAGCAGGAGGAGUAUAAGCUUGGCACGAGCGUGUCGCGACAGAGUACGCCGGGCGGGACGACGCGAGCGCUCAGCGCUGUGGAUCGCUUUCGAUUAACGAGAGAGGGCGAAGCCGCCGAGGGUGGGCGCGGUGCUCCGUCGAGACCUCACGCCAUGCACGCCAUGGGUGGCGCACUCAUGAAAGAGUGGGCGGCGGCGCUCGAAAAAGAAGUCGCCGCGCGUCGCGUCAUCGAGCAGGAACUCCACGACCUUCACGAGAGCGACGACAAGCUUAGGGAGUGGGCGCUCACGGAGCUCAACCGCCUACGACAGUUUGCGCAAUCAGAAGUCGAUUCAUUAGCGGCCGAGGUUGAAGAACGUAACAAAAAGAUGGUCGAUCUUAAGCAGCAGCGGCGUGCGCUGGAACUUCGAGCGAAGAUGCUCGAAAGCCUCGACGAAGAGCGAUUAAAUUCCAUCGUCGCUUCGUUUCGUGGGAUGCAGCGCGGGACCCUGUUGCGACGGGCUUUCUCACACUGGCGCCGGGAGAGUGGUUCCAUGGGCGUGAUGCACAACAAGUCGAUUGAAAAUGCGUUUGCGAGGUACCAAGCGAAAGACUACAAGAAAAAUCUUUUGAAGAGGGCAUUGGAAGUGUGGCGGCGCGAAGCGUCAAAGGAGAAGCGCGCUCGACGAGUGUACAGCUCCGUGCUCAAUCGAUAUUGCCACGUCGCCUUCAGGACCUGGGCAAGCGAGAUGCGCAGUAGCAAACUUCGACGUGAGAUCGCAGAGCGUAUUGCACCCAGCCGCCGGAUCGGUGUUCACCUGAACAACGCUCUGACGAUCGGUUUCCAAAUGCGCGGCGCGUUGAAGCAGCAUCAGUUUCGCCGUUGCGUCGUAGCACACGCGCAAAAGAUUACGGGCGUGCGCGUUGAUCUCGUCGAAGCAGCUUUCGAUUGCGGUGAAGAAAUGGAAACUGCGGCUACAUAUGCGCUCAGCGACUCGCUCAGCGAUCCGCUCGGCUCAAUAAACCUCGCCCGGGAAGCCGUUUUGAGACACGUGUCUGGAGACGACGUUGCCUCUGGCGCCGUUGUGCACGCGUUCGAUCAAGGUAUCGCCGUAGCGUCGAGAAUGAUUCAGGUCCGACAAUCGUAUAUAUGGAUGAACGCAGACACCGUCGAAGAAGCUGCGGCUCUAACUGUGGCGUACGACCUCGGCGAAAGCUCUGACAACGCGUCAAGUCAAAAUCGAGCCAUGGCGCGCGGCAAGCUCAUCGUCGAUGUCUCGAAGCUACCACCGAGAAUUUCUCGCUUAAUCUUAGGUGCUUUCUACCGCGGUAAUUUCGUACGCGACUACGCCGACUCGAGAAUGUCGAAUAUCGACGAGAAAGACGCUUUCUGCGCUGGUUUAGAGGCGGGACUGUGUCAAUACAAGCGACGUGAGUUUACUUCGCAGGCGAGAUCGCCCGAGGAACUUCGACUGGUCGCCACUGCUUUCGAUGGAGGUAUCGCGUAUGCGUGCUUGUCCUCGACUUCGAACUCGUACACUAAGGUGCAGAUGGUUUUAGAUUCGGUGGAAGAUGAAAAUCAGCGAAGUGUGAGCUGGAUGCGAGAAACACUCAUGACGACGGUUGAAGUCGGCGCCGGCAACGUCGCUUCGACGAAUACCGAGUUCCUCUUGCACAAGAUUCUCUACCCUCUUCGCACUGAUAUGAUGCGAGCAACACUUCAUGCGUGGCGUAAGAAACAUCGCGAAAGUAAGGAGGAUGAGCUCACGGUGACUCGCUUCCAGAGGCGAGUCAAUCGCCGCUUGGUCAAGGAGGCGUUAUUCUCGUGGCGCAACUCGGCGUCGUUGAACAAGAAGCGAUUCAUGAUCCUGCGACGCGUCGGUCUGAGGAUUAAAAAUGCAUCCAUGGCCAAAUAUUUCGAUACAUGGUCUGCAAACGUUGACAAACUCAGCGCUGAUCGCGUAAGAUUGACUCGUUUUAAGACGCGUUUGACGCAUCGACUUCUCGCUGCAGCGUUUGCGGCCUGGGCUGAAGUCUCAUCCAAGCGCGAUGAUCGCCUCGAAAAGAUGGCAAACGUGUUGAACAAGCGCAUGCGGCGAUUUGAACUCUCUAAAGCUUUCGCGGGAUGGGCCGACAAGGCUUUUACCGCGAUUUCAAAUCGUGAAAAGGCGAACAAGUUCAUCGCCCGGUAUCGCAUGAGAUUGCUCACGCGAACCCUCUACGGGUGGCACGAAAACGCUCAAAAGUCGAAGUCAAACCGAAAGAAGGUGCAAAAAGUGAUAUCGCGCUCGCAAAAUCGUCUCGCGGCAUCGGCAUUUUACAAAUGGAGAGAGUUAGUCACUUCCAAGUCGCGUCAAUUACUGCUGCUACGACGUUUCGUCGAUCGAAUGCGCAACGGCGUAAAGGCGUCGGCGUUUGACAAGUGGUUCGAAGUGACGCAAAACGAAAAGCGUAAACGUGCCGUCAUCACAAAAGUUUUCUCGCGUAUCAAGAACGAGCAGAUGGCGCACGCGUUCGGGCGCUGGCGCGAGUUCGCCGCGGAGUCGUACGACGCCAAGGUGAACCUACGCAAAAUCGUCAGCCGCAUGCUGCGCUUGCGUCUUUCACAAAGUUUCACGCUAUGGAACGAAAAUGUGGUUGAAUUGCGACGCCAGCGCGCCGUUCUUGCUCGAUUCGUCGGUCGCAUGCGCAAUCGAUGCGUCACGGCCUGCUUUUACGCCUGGGUCGAGGCUCUCGAAGAGCGAAAACGCGCUUCGAAACAAGACGCGUACAGAGACAGACUCGUGGCAAACGUCCUGUGGCGCACGAACCGCUCGACGCUUCGGGCGGCGAUGCACCAGUGGCGAAUGGUGGUUGAGGAACGCGAGACGCAUCGCGAGCUGAUCCGACGCAAUUUGCGUUCCAAACGCGUGGCACUGAACUUCUUCAUGACUUGGUAUUGGGACGCCUUUGAUGGCGAUAUUCAAUCCACCGUCGCGGACAUGUUUGGUCAAACUCGUUCGUAUAUGAACGAAGCGUUCGAUGAUUUCGAUGAAGGUUCCGCACAGGCCGCGCUCAACUUUGUGGGUUAUUACGACGACGACAAAGAUAUCGUGAUCGACUCUCCGCCGCCGCCAACCUGGGAAGGCGACGCGGCUGGUAUCCACGACGACGACGACGACGACGAUGACGACGACAGACUCUUCCACACGCCCGGGAAAGUCGGCCGUCGAGCCGACGAUCAGGACGACUUUACGUAUUAG